AUGGCGGCAGUCCGAUGGAGCAGGACCGUUACUAUUGCCCCUUUUACCUUCUCUUACACGGACGAUGUCCGUGGAAUCGCCCGUCCUCCACCAAGUCUCUCCGGUAGUAGGAGGCAUGCCAAUAUCCGAAAACGGACAUCAGGAGGUCCUAUGCAUGCAAUGGAUUUCUGGGCCCUUUUGAACAGGAGACCCGAUUGCAUGAAUCCCUGCAGUAACGAGAUCCGAUGGUCUUACUCUGUCGACCACUCUUCUUCAGGGAAUGGAGGGCUUGUCAGCACGGUGCCAGGCCCUGUCGCCGGGAACGUCAAACACUUCCACCGAUCAAGCGGGAGCAGAGGGAUAUCAACUUGGCGAAAGAAGAAGCGGUGGGAUCGAAGAAAGAAGCAGAGGGGCAAAGUUGUGGAAAUAGGGGCAAUCGAAUCUCACUCGCACCGUUUAACUCCUAUUUCCACAAAGCACUAA
Molecule: messenger RNA, 462 nt
Organism: Paracoccidioides lutzii Pb01
Exons: 2
Coding region: 1-462 (153 amino acids)
Source: RefSeq, a predicted model, not a curated record